AUGGCUGGCACGUCGAUCGUGGUGCCGCAAAUCAGUCAGGCUGACAUGGUUGCGUUUCACGAAGCACAUUUUUCCAAGCUCGCUACAGAUCACUUCAAUACCCAUUUUCUUCGACCAGAUUUUGCAGCACAGGAAGGCCCAGCAUACAAUGGCGCUGACGAUGAGGAGUACUACGACGAAGAGGAGGACGAUGGCCUCGGCCACUACCCUGACGGAGUCAAGCGUACCCUCACAGACGAGCAGAUCGCCAUCUUCCGACACUCCGAACUCGAAGCCCUGCGUCGCGCCAAGGAGUCUUCCAACAACACCAAUAUGAAUGAGACGACGAGCACAAGGGCUGGUGAAGAUAUCCCGCAUGAUCUGUCCGAAGGCGAGGUGUCGUCCCCGACGCCGCUCGUCACCGCCACUACCAGGAAACAAAAGAAGCGAAAGCGCGGCAAGAACAACAAAAACAAGCAUGCGGCGGAACAAAUCGACCUCCGCAAGCGGACCUGGGACGUGGUAGACAAGGGCCUGGAGAGUCUGGAGUAUGAUGAGGAAGAGUCCGAGCCGAGCCAAGCCGGCGCCAUCCAGCGUCGCCGCAUCUCGUACGACGAUUGA
Molecule: messenger RNA, 600 nt
Organism: Canariomyces notabilis
Lineage: Eukaryota; Fungi; Ascomycota; Sordariomycetes; Sordariales; Chaetomiaceae
Exons: 2
Coding region: 1-600 (199 amino acids)
Source: RefSeq, a predicted model, not a curated record